AUGUCCACCGUAAACAAGAAAUUAGCCAUGUUCGAAAAGUUGGAAGCCAAUGCCCAACGAGAAGAACAUGUUCUCAACGGAGGACUCGCUGCUGGGAAUCAAUCUGUUUCAUCACCAAAAUCAUUGUCAUCAUCAUCAAAACAAAGCAAGCCGAAACAACCACCGCACAAUCUUUCGCCAACAACUAAAACUUCAUCUCCACCUCCUUUCAAUAAGAAUGUCGCGUCUUUUAAUUCUUCUUCAUCGACCGUGACAAAUACGUCGUCAUCCAUGCCAAAGAGCGCAUCUUCUUCCAAGUCAUCACCAAAUUUAACUCGUUCUGCCACCGAUUCUGUUUCAUCAUCAAAACCAAAACCAAGACCAUUGUUCUCGACUUUGACGGUUUCGAGCAACAACAACAGCACGGCGACGACGUCACAACCUCCUCGAUCGUCCAAUUCCAACUCUCCUCCUCCCAUUCCACAACACACCUCUUCAGCCAAAGUCAUGUCCAAGAACAGAGUUGGCUCUGUCGAGACUUCGACAACUCCAAAGACUCCGGAAGUGAAAGAAAAUUAUUUUGAUUCCAUUACCCAAAAUGUACCAAAAAGUGAAAUCAAAAUUUCUGCUCCUAAAGGCAUGACUCAUGUGGCACACAGUACUGCCAAAGAUCCAACGGCUGCAUUCAAGCAUCAACGAUCUGCAAGUGAAAUUUCAUUGAAAAAACGAAAUGCUGUGAAUUUUGAAAAAAGCACCACAAAUAGCUCAUCAACAAACACCAAUGGUUCAAACCAUCCUGGAUCUCCCAUUCAAAAUUCUGUUUCGACCUCUUCAGAAACCAAUUCGUCGUCACCUUCAUUGACACUUAAUGCCACUCUGUCACUGGUCACCAACAAAUUCACAAGUGCCAUGGGGGCCAUUACGGAAAAAGUGAAAAAUACCUUUACAAAUAAUAAUGAAACACUUGCUGUGACGACAACACCACCAACACCACAAAAUACGACAUCCUCAUCAUUGUCUCCUUCAUUGCCAUCUUCAAAGUCAGGAAAGAAAGCCACACCCAAACCAAAACCAAAAGCAUUACCUCCAAAACCUUCCAAUGUGAUUCGUAUUGCUGCAACUCCUACGAUUAGUGUAAUUAUUCCAGAAAAUGAAGCCUCUGAACACGAUAGAGAGCUGGAAAUUAAGAGAAUGGAUUUGGAAAAAAGAAAGACUAUCAUGAAUCAUAAAAUUGUGGAAGAAGAAAAGAGAAAAUUGAAAGAAAUGAAAGAAUCUGUUCUUCAUGAACAGGAAAUGAAGAGAAAAGAACUUGAGGAAAAUUUAAAGAAAGAAGAAAAGAAAAAACUUGAAGAAUUGGAAUCAAAACUUGUUUCUUUCACAGAGCAACAAAAAGAAGAACAAAUUCGCAAAUUAAAAUCAGAAGAAGCUAAAAAGAGAGAGAAAAUGAUGAGUGACAUGGACAAGGAAGCUAAAAAACGUCUCAUGGAAAUUGACCAUGAAAUUAUGAAAGAAAAAGAACAACGCUUGAAGCAAAUCAAUGAAGAAAUCAAAAAAGAAGAGGAACAAGCACGUCGAGAAAUUGAAAACAAAUACAAGGAAGAAGAAUUGAAAAAGAAGAGGGAGUUACAAGCUCGUAUCGAACGUGAAGAGAAGGAAAUGCUUUCACGUAUUCAAAAACGUCUCCAGGAGGAAGAGGAGAGAAAACUUCAAGAACUUAACAUGAAGCUUAAAGAAGAAGAGAGACAACGACUUGAGAAAAUUCAAAACAAUUUGAAAGAAAUUGAGAGCAUGAAAAGACAAUCUGUCAUGUAUAAGGAAGCUUCACAAUUGAAACGAAAAUCAGUUUCAUCACGUCUUGUUCAGGAAGAAGAAGAAAAACUCAAGAAAUUGGCGGAAGAAAUGAAACAAGAAGAAAUGAAACGAAUUGAAGAAUUGGAAAAGAAAAUGAAACAAGAAGAACAUGAAAGAAAGUUGAGACUCAAACGAGAGUUGGAAAAGAUGGAAGAAGGACAGAGACAAUUAUUGAUUCAACAACUUGAAGAAGAGAAACGAAAACUUCAAGAAAAAUUGCAAAAAGAAGCGGAGAAGGAAGCUGAAGAACAUCGAAAGAAGUUAUUACAGCAACAACAAAUGUCCAUUCAACAACAACCAUCCUCCUCCUCUGUUGCAUCUUCCUCAAGUGUUGCUUCUUCACAAAUUCCUCCUUCACCUCCGCAGAGUUCCUUAAUUCCUCCUCCACCUCCGAUGAUGAAUACUCCGAAAAUUGAAAUUCACAUCGAAAUGCCAGAAAUGCCAAGUGGUCGCUCCGAUUUAUUGGAAUCCAUUCGAAAAGGUACAAACUUAAAGAAAGUCAACCCUGAAGAGAUUAACAAACCAAAAACGAACGGAGGCGAUGCCAUUUCCAACAUGUUGAAAAAGGCACUCGAUCAGAAACGAAUUUAUUUGGCAGAUGAAAGUGAGGAUUCUGAAGAUGAUGACCAGGUCGAUGAUGGAUGGGAUUCUGAUGAUGAGGCUGUGAAAUUAAUUGAAUCUAAAAAGAAAGCUUUGGAUGCCUCAGAUUUUGAUUAA
Molecule: messenger RNA, 2547 nt
Organism: Naegleria fowleri
Lineage: Eukaryota; Heterolobosea; Eutetramitea; Acrasida; Naegleriidae
Exons: 1
Coding region: 1-2547 (848 amino acids)
Molecular function (GO): actin binding
Source: RefSeq, a predicted model, not a curated record